Molecule: messenger RNA, 1988 nt
Organism: Otolemur garnettii (small-eared galago)
Lineage: Eukaryota; Metazoa; Chordata; Mammalia; Primates; Galagidae
Gene: TMEM102
Product: transmembrane protein 102
Exons: 2
Coding region: 441-1973 (510 amino acids)
Source: RefSeq, a predicted model, not a curated record
GUUACCUGUUGAAAGGUCCUAUUCUUUCUGUUCCUCACUCUUGCAGCUACCUCUACCCGGGAGCUGCAGACUGUUAAUCCUCUUCCGAAAGAGGUAAGAGGAGACAAACAAGGGGCGGUGGCAAGGACUGGCUAGUGUAUUUCUUAAGGAGGGGCCCAACAGCUACUCAUUACCUGCUCAGUCAGGUGAGCCGGUUCCCGGGGGCAGGGAACCUGCAUAUUAGAAAAAGGCAAGGUUAGAGGAGGUAUUAAUUUAUUUGUUCAUUUUGAAGACUAAAUUUAGAACCCAUCAUCUGCGGACCUACUUGAGGAUUGUGUCAGAGGCAUUCAUUCGCUCAGCCUUGUAAAGGAGUAGCGGGAGCUACUUUUUGGCUGCAAACGAAAGGCCCAUUUAGGCUACCUUACUUCCGUGUUUUCCCUAGCCCCAAACGAUAGAGCUGCAUGGCUUCCGCGGUCUGGGGGAGUGCCCCCUGGUGGGGCCCGCCACCCCCGGCCCCAGCCCGGCCGCUCACGGACAUCGACUUUUGCUCUGGGGCUCAGCUUCAGGAACUGACCCAGCUGAUUCAGGAGCUCGGUGUGCAGGAGAGCUGGAGUGAUGGACCCAAGCCGGUGGCAGACCUACUUCGGGCCAAGGACUUUGUCUUCUCUUUGCUUGGUCUAGUUCACCGCCGGGACCCCCGUUUUCCUCCCCAGGCAGAGCUCUUGCUUCUUCGUGGUGGGAUUCGCGAGGGCUCCCUGGAUCUGGGACACGCACCCCUGGGUCCUUACGCCCGGGGACCUCAUUACGAUGCUGGCUUCACACUCCUAGUGCCCAUGUUUUCGCUGGACCGCACUGAUCAAGAGCUGCAACUGGACUUGGAAUCUUGUUACGCAUGGCUCCGCCUCCCAGACCUGGUGUGUGGAACCUCCGUCCGAGAAACGUGGCAGGAUUGCCUAGGACCUCCAGUCUCAGGAGGACAUAAUUUGAUCCACCGAAUCGAGAGCGAAGAAAGUACCAAAGACUGGCAAAUCUCCGCGGACCAGCCGCAUGGCUGCGUCACUGGGCAUGAGUCGCUAGUAUCUUUGGAAAAAUCACUUCCUGGCGUUUCAGAGUCCGAGUCGCCUCAACAUGACGUCACCGACCUUGGUUCUCCGGACCCGCUGAAAAAACUAAGUAGUGACGUCACCAAGGCUGCCGUCGGAAGCCAGGUCCCAAACUCCACGGAAGCUUGGGAGGCGUGGCCCACUUUGUGCCCCGCCCAAGUGGCUUCCUGGUUCUUUGCUACACUGGCUGCAGUUGCAGAGUCGUUGAUCCCUGUCCCUGGCGCUCCGCGCUUGGUACAUGCAGCUCGCCACGCGGGUUUCACCACCCUCCUCCUGGCUACACCAGGGCCUCCGCGCCACGUCCUGCUCUUCGAUCUAAUCCCAGUGGUGUCCGUGGCUGGCUGGCCCGAAGGGGCUCGUAGCCACUCAUGGGCCGGUCCGCUGGCCCCAGAAUCAGCUUCCUUCUACCUAGUGCCGGGUGGCAGCACUGAGCGGCCAGACACCUCGCGCUGGCAGCUGUGCUUCGCUCGCCAGGAGCUGGCGCUCAAGGCGCGCAUACCCGCGCCCCUUUUGCAGGCUCACGCUGCGGCUCAGGCGCUAUUGCGCCCACUGGUGGCUGGAACCCGGGCCGCGGCGCCCUACCUUCUGCGGACAUUGUUGUACUGGGCGUGUGAGCGACUGCCCGCGCUCUACCUAGCGCGAUCAGAAAAUGCGGGAGCCUGCUGCCUCGGGCUGCUAGACGAGCUGGGCCGUGUGCUCGAGGCCGGGACAAUGCCUCACUAUUUUCUGAGUGGCCGAAAACUCCGUGCGGGGGACGGUUCCGCUAUGCUGCUCGGGGAGUUGGCCCGGCUCCGCGGGGACCCUGCCCGGGCUCUGCGUACCGCUGUAGAGGAGGCCAAGGUUGCGCGCAAGGGGGGAGGCUUAGCGGGCGUGGGCAGUGAGGCCCAUUAAAGAUCCUGCUCCUAA